GACUGCCCACUGAAUGCCUAUAAGAUACCAUGUAAAGUUCCCUUUAAUCAGACUUGAUGACUGCAGCUACCAACAGCUUGUGUUCUCAAUAAAGAAUCCUACUCUGUAAAUGCAUCUAUAAAUCUGCGAGUGCAUCAGUUCAGAAGCUUAGAGAGAAAAUGGCUGUAAUCGAGUCACUUCUGCAGUUUCUCAGCACAGGUACAUUACUGGGCGCGUUGCUGUUGCUUCUGGUUUUGUUUUUGCUUUCCACUGGAUCCAGAUCUCAGAAAGAGGGGAAAGAGCCACCGGGACCCAAACCUCUGCCGCUGCUGGGGAACCUGCUGACCCUUGACCUCAAGAGACCCUUUGACAACUUUUUUGAACUGUCCAAAACCUAUGGAAACGUAUUCCAAGUGUUUUUGGGUCCCAGGAAAACUGUGGUCUUAGUUGGGUACAAAACUGUCAAAGAAGCUCUCGUGAACUAUGGAGAAGAGUUCGGCGACCGAAAAAUUGAACCUGGUUUCACGAUCACGCACAAUGACCAUGGAGUCCUCUUUUCCAAUGGAGAGAACUGGAGAGAGAUGCGACGCUUCGCUCUCAGCAACCUGCGGGACUUCGGGAUGGGCAAGAGAGGAAGUGAAGAGAAAAUCAUAGAGGAAAUUCAGUAUCUGAAAGGAGAGUUUGAUAAGUUUGAAGGGAAACCCUUCGAGACAACACAGCCUGUGAACUACGCUGUGGCAAACAUCAUCUCAUCUAUUGUGUACGGCAGCAGAUUUGAAUACACAGACCCUCAAUUCACAGAAAUGGUCGACAGGGCAACUGAAAGUGUUUGGAUUUUGGGAUCGGCUUCUAUGAUGAGAAUGAUCUCUGAUUAA
Rhinichthys klamathensis goyatoka is the source of this 854-nucleotide messenger RNA. Its product is annotated as cytochrome P450 2K1-like. The coding region runs from base 159 to 854 and encodes 231 amino acids. The record is from RefSeq and is a predicted model, not a curated record. Gene Ontology annotation, biological process: xenobiotic metabolic process. Gene Ontology annotation, molecular function: iron ion binding; oxidoreductase activity, acting on paired donors, with incorporation or reduction of molecular oxygen, reduced flavin or flavoprotein as one donor, and incorporation of one atom of oxygen; heme binding. NCBI's taxonomy places the organism in Eukaryota, Metazoa, Chordata, Actinopteri, Cypriniformes, Leuciscidae. Gene Ontology annotation, cellular component: cytoplasm; intracellular membrane-bounded organelle. The transcript has 5 exons.